AUGAGCGACCAGAAUCAGAUGAUCAGCGAGAAAAACAGCUAUGCUUUGACAAAAAGAAAGCGGAUGCAAACGGCGGAUGGGUUUGGACUGGAUGGUGGUCCAUCAGUUGGCGCUAUACCUCCACCUGGGUCACGUUUGGCCAAAUAUCUUGGAGGCAGCAGAGCCGGAGGAAGCGGUGGACUACAUCUGAACGCCAAUGUUCCCACAUUCAUCCCACAGUUCGCUCAGUUAGGGAUAACUGAUAUGCAGCAACCGCCACCGGGUGGAAAGCCAUCAGGCUCACAUUCACCGUUUACGCCUCAUCGUGCACCUCCUCCUUUUCACCCCAGUACAACCCCCACUUCCAACCAUGUGGACGGAUUGCCACCUUAUCAGGAGAAUCAUGGAGGGACGACAUAUUUUUUUCACCCGCAACAAGCCCCGCAACCAUUGGGUGGUGGUGAUGCAAGCGUUGGUAGUUCUCGCAUCAGUAGUGCAUCAGGCAUAAUAACCGAUGGGAUACCGGAGAAUCAUACUAUAGUUGGUACAAAUGGCAGUUUCUCUUAUCAAGGACCUUUACCGCACAUUGGCAAGUUUCGUCCGAAAGGAGUCGCUGGAAAUAACAUGACUCAGUUUAUCUCACCGGAUGUGAAAAUGGAACUUGUUCAUCGACAACUUGCUAUGGAAGCGAGAGCCGAUCCCGCUAUUUAUCCGGACAUACCCCAGCAGGUUGAACAUUUGAAUCAUUUGGUCCCGUUAGAACCUAUUAAUCAGCAUCAUGCCACUCAAUCCGUAUACAAAGCCAUUUCGGUCAGAGAUGGUGUCACCUACUGCAUAAGAAGGCUUCAUGGGUUCCGAAUAUCAUCGCCGAAACAGUUACAGCCGUUGGAGACUUGGAAGAAAUUGAACAAUGUCAACGUUGUUCAGUUACGUGAAGUGAUAAUUAACUGCAAAUCGUUUGGAGACAGUUCUGUUGUGCUCGUUUACGAUUACUAUCCAUUGGCUGACUCUUUGAAAGCUCGUCACUUUGGAAGAAUGCUUGGAAGCGGGUUCAUUGAUGGAAUAACUGGAGCCAAGAUCUCAAGUCAGUUGCCCAGUCAUUCACCUGCUCAAAUGCAACAAGGCGCUGGAGUUGUGGAAUGGCUGUUAUGGUCCUAUGUCAUUCAGCUCUCAUCGGCUCUGCGAGCUGUGCAUGCAAAUGGACUCGCUUCGCGGUGUAUAGAUCUGUCCAAGAUCUUGGUGCAUGGCAAGAGCAAGAUUUUGUUGAGUUGUGGUGGGGUGGCUGAUCUUCUCGCACCUGACACCCAAGUACAACAACUACAAAUGGAAGAUUUGCACGCUCUUGGACGUGUACUCUUGGCUCUGGCUACUGGCAAUGCAUUCUCGGCUCGGCGUGAUCUUGUUCAGCAGAGUAUGACUUAUGUCACUAACCAUUAUAGCAGUGAUAUGAAGAACUUGAUAAGUUUCUUGUUGUCCUCAUCUCCUUCGGGCCGCAAGUCAAUAAAUGAGAUUAUGCCAAUGAUUGGUGCGCGGUUCUAUUCGCAAUUGGAAACAGCACAAAUGCGAAAUGACAUGCUGGAGAAUGAACUUAGCAAGGAGCUAGAAAAUGGCCGAUUAUUCCGCAUACUUGCCAAGAUCAACACCAUAGUAGAGCGACCUGAGUUCAAUCUGGAUCCAUCAUGGUCCGAGACCGGCGAUCGUUUCAUGAUCAAGCUAUUUCGUGACUAUGUCUUCCAUCAGGUUACGGAAAGCGGCAAGCCGUGGAUGGAUAUGGCGCAUAUUGUACAGUGUCUUAACAAGCUCGAUGCUGGCGUAUCCGAAAAAGUGCAGCUUGUGUCGCGAGAUGGCAACAAUCUACUUAUUGUAUCAUAUGGCGAUCUAAGAAGAUGUCUUGAGACGGCUUUCAGGGAGCUCGAAAGUCAAAAUAGUCAUCGUUUGAUAAUGGUGCAUCAUCGCGGACCUUUAUUCCGAUUUAGCGGUGUCAUGUGAUUGAUUUUUCAAGUGUAUAUAUCUUGUAGAUUUGAGACAGAUAGUGAUUGGGUUUGUUUCCCGGGUUAAGGGAGUAACAUGUUUGAGAUGAUAUUGGUAUCCUGCUUUAGAGAGCGCAGAAAAACCUGUAUAUUCUGCAAUCCGGCGCGUCAUAUACUUUAGC
Molecule: messenger RNA, 2131 nt
Organism: Cylicocyclus nassatus
Lineage: Eukaryota; Metazoa; Nematoda; Chromadorea; Rhabditida; Strongylidae
Source: the annotation of a GenBank genome assembly